Closterium sp. NIES-65 is the source of this 2529-nucleotide messenger RNA. The record is from the annotation of a GenBank genome assembly. NCBI's taxonomy places the organism in Eukaryota, Viridiplantae, Streptophyta, Zygnematophyceae, Desmidiales, Closteriaceae.
AUGAUUCCGGGCAGGCGAAUUUUGACGAACGCGCAUUGCGUGGAACACCACACGCAGGUGAAGCUGAAGCGACGCGGCGACGACACCAAGUUUGUCGCACGCGUGCUGGCGAUCGGCGUGGAGUGCGACAUCGCGCUACUCGCUGUGGACGACGAGUCGUUCUGGCAGGGCCGCCAACCGCUCAGGUUCGGCGGUCUCCCUCAUUUGGAGGACGCGGUGACAGUGGUGGGGUACCCAGUGGGGGGCGACAGCAUCUCAGUCACCUCUGGAGUCGUCUCUCGCAUUGAAGUAACCGCAUACGCUCACGGCGCCUCCGAGCUACUAGGCGUGCAAAUUGAUGCCGCAAUCAACCCGGGGAACAGCGGCGGCCCGGCUUUUAACGACCGCGGGGAGUGUGUGGGGAUAGCGUUUCAGUCACUAAAGGAUAGUGACACGGAGAAUAUCGGGUAUAUUAUCCCGACGCCGGUCAUCUCGCAUUUCCUCGGCGAUUACCGAAGAAACGGGCAGUACACGGGUUUCCCCGCGAUCGGAAUCCUCUGGCAGAGGCUGGAGAAUCCUGCGCUUCGGGCAGCUCUGAAAAUGUCGCCCGGGCAGAAGGGUGUUCUCGUGCGGAAAGUCGACCCGACGUCUCGAGCCCAUGGGGUGCUACAGCAAGGGGAUGUGAUUAUGUCAUUUGAUAAUGUACCCAUCGCCAGCGACGGCACUGUGCCUUUCCGAACCGGCGAGCGCAUCUCCUACGGGUUUCUGGUCAGCCAAAAGUUUUCCGGCGAGGUUGCCCGGCUGGAAAUUCUCCGCGACGGGCAGCUGAUGAAGGUUCAGGUGCAGCUGAAGCCGCCGAAACGACUCAUUCCGGUGCACACGGGGGGCAAACCGCCAACGUUUCUGAUCGUGGCAGGGCUGGUUUUUACGCCGGCUGUGCAGCCGUUUUUGCAGUCAGAGUAUGGGAGCGAGUUUGAGUUUGAGUCGCCGGUUUCGCUGCUUCAGAAGCUGCUGCAUGGGCAUGCGGAGCAUGAGGACGAAGAGGUGGUGGUGUUGAGUCAGGUGCUAGCCCAUGAAGCCAACAUAGGGUAUGAGGAUAUCACCAACACGUGCCUCGUGUCUCUCAACGGCACGCGGGUGCGCAACGUGCGACAGCUGGCAGCGCUGGUGGACGCGUGCACCUCAGACUGGGAGAGCCAGCCGUUCAUGCAGUUUGAGUUGGAGCACCGGCAGCUGGUGGUGCUGGAAACGAAGAGCGUGCGGGCUGCCACGGCUGAUGCCAUGGCGGAUCACAGCAUUCCCUCGGACCGAUCGGAGGAUCUACGGCACGGAGCAGCACCAGCAUCAGCAGCCGGAGACGCGAAAUAUCAGGCUUCACCGGCACGCGCGCCCGCAAGCCUUACAGGCGCGGAAACCGCACCUUUCCUUGAACGUCCCUUCCCCCUCGUCACUUCCGCGAAAUAUCUCCCCCUCCUGCCCGCCGCAAGCCCCCGCAACUUGUACCGCCGCGGCGUCUCACGGCAUCUACUCCCCGGCCCCACCUCUGCUCCCGCGGGUCCUCCGCACCUUCCGCCUUCCACCUCGCUUCUGCGCCGCGCAUCCGCGCCGACUCUUCCAGAGCCGCAGCAGACCAUCACGGCGGUGCUUACGAGCGCUUGCGCCUCCCGAGCUUCUCACAGCUGCGGAAUGCAAGGUGAUGGGGCGACUCGUCCGCGGCAGGAGCAGCAGAGUGAGCAGCAGAAGGCGAAGGAACAGCGGAACGACCGCGUGAGACUCUGCGAGCAGCGGAAGGAGCACCGUGGGAGCGGAGAGACGCCUGCGCGUGACCCGCAGCCCCAGCAGGUGCUUCCUCUCACGACCGACGAACAAUGGGAACGGAUCUUGGCGACGCGACGAGAAACGCGGCGCAGUGCUACUACUGGAAUUAGUAUGGAUAGUAACGAAGCCGGCCCUUUCAGAGUUAGGGAAACUGCUGCUGCAAUUGCGGGGAAGAGAACCCCGACGGCGCGAGUGCAACUACAGCGCUCUGGCGGCAGCUGUGACGUCUGGCGACUCGUCUCGUCGAUGGACGCGCGCGAAUGGGACUCCCCGCCGACGGGAACUCGCUCCGCGCGGGCGGACCGUGACGGUGCGCGGAUGGGGUGCGCUGCCGCUACCGGCACCGCCGCGGGGAAGCGGUCGGCGCGCCUGGCGAGGAGCGCCGGGAGCUGCGACAUGGCGCGGGUGGUGCAGAUGCUAGAGGACGAGAUGGAUCGCGAGGAGAGGGACCGCGAGGAGCGCGACGCGCAAAAGGUUUGUGCUUCCGCCACGGGCACCGCCGCGGGGAAGCGGUCGGAGCGCCGCCUUGCUGCUGGUGGGGCAACACUGCGGGGGAGCGGCGGGAGCUGCGAUAUGGCGCGGCUGGUGCAGAUGCUGGAGGACGAGAUGGAUCGAGAGGAGCGCGACGCGCGGCGGAAUAGAAAUAUUACCACGAAUGAUAGCCACAAUGUUAGUAACAGCCCUGGAACGCGCAGAACCGAGGGGCUGGAUUUUGCUGGCUACCGCGACUGA